AGAUUCAAUGUAAAGAGGAGGCCGGGUCCUUCGGGGAAGGCCGGCAUGUGUGAUCAGCCAAGGGCGGCUGGUGAAUAGCGGUGCUUAGAGCAUGUGCAGAGUCCUCUCCUCCUGCGAACGGGACGCGCUCAACUUCCCCUGUACUCUCGGACGCGGCUGUUUGGGAGAAGUUCAGCGCAGCUUUUGAGGGGUGACCUCAUGGAGGAGGACUUUUUGGGCCUGCGUGGGCGUGAUGUCGGGGAGCUCAGGGCGAAGUGAGGCAACUGGGCUUUACCACGAACGUCAGCGCCUUGAACUGUGUGCCGUCCAUGCCCUCAAUAACGUCCUCCAGGAGCGACUCUUCACCCAAGAGGCAGCUGAUGAGAUCUGCAAGAGGCUGGCCCCAGACGCCAGAUGGAAUCCCCACCGCAGCUUUCUGGGUACGGGUAACUAUGAUGUCAACGUCAUCAUGGCGGCCCUACAGAGUGUCGGGCUCGUAGCCAUCUGGUGGGACAAGCGCAGGCCCCUGGAACAGCUGUCCCUGGCAGGGGUUCUUGGCUUCAUUGUGAAUGUCCCAUCCAAUGUGUCCCUGGGCUUCCUGUCUCUUCCCGUGAGGCGUCGGCACUGGGUCGCUGUGCGACAGCUCGAUGGCACCUACUACAACCUUGAUUCCAAGCUGAAGGCUCCCAUUCCAAUUGGCGGGGAAACUGAGCUCAGGUUAUUCCUACAGGAGGUGCUUUCUCAGGGCCCCUGUGAGUUGCUGCUGGUUGUGCCUCACGAAGCAGAAGAAGCCAGGAGCUGGCUAAGCACUGUCAAGUGAACCUUGGUACCAAAGAACUCCAUCUGCGCCCAGAGCAAUCUGCUCUGCCACCUCCUUGCAACCGCGAUGUGAGGAGGAGAGGGCAGUGCACUCCCGUUACACUGCCAGUCUCAGAGCUGAUUUCCAGAAAUCCAUCCUCCCUCUGCUCCAGGAUAUAAGGGUCCCUGGCUUUCCCCUGCUUUUAAAAGACUCAGCCUGUCCUGGGAUAGUAUGGAAUAAAGGUUGCAGUAAAAAUGGUGGAGGAUCUCUUCCGGGCACACUGAAGCUGAAAGAAUAGAAAUGUUGUGUCUUCCAUUAGUAACCUCUCUAGGGCGAGGAAGAGUUUAUAAGCAGGGCAUGGUAGUGAUAACCUAACCCUGUUGAUCCCUAGAGUGUAUCAGUCCUUGGUAUCAAUGUGCCUGAAUGUAAAGAAUAUGUUUUUAGCUGUUAUGGCUAAUCAUCCCCCGCAGACCUUUCCUCCCUAUAUUUAUGUGAUCCUUUUUGUAAAAAUUGUUUCUGCUAAUGCAUGAAGUUCCAUGGGCCAAUCAGGAACUCUUUGUUUUUUUGGUUUGCCCUAAACCUGCUGCCUGCUCAUUUCAGGGCUGACCCUUGAAGAACAUACGGGGUUUUUGUGAGAGUCUGGUAUGAUCAAGUCAGGGGGAUGCUGCGUGCUGAAGUAUUAUGAAUUGACCAGAUAUCUUUGGGUUUUUAUAGUGGUGGAGGGGCCUUUUGCAGUCAAGGGAGAGGGAAUGCUAUGGGAGAGUGAGAUCAAUAUGCAAGUCAGGCAAGGAGCGACAACAUCCCUGCUUGGCUUUCUGGAAGCUUGUCUGUUUCCCCAGCGCAUAAUGGCAUUUGCAAGGGAUGUUCUACUACUGACCACAGAGAAGAUGGGAUCAAGAAGAGCUCUGGAGUAGUUACAAGUGAAGCAGGAGAAAGGGCAAAAGGAGAUUUUUUUUCUUGUUAUGGGAUUGCAAAGGAAAAAGCCAGCUAAUAGGGUGCUAACGAGGUACAAAGGGGACUGGGGUCAGGGAGACCUGGGAAUCGGGAGGCUAUGGACCUUGUCUCCGCGGUGGAACGCAGAUCCACAAAACUCUAAGCAGGGCAUCAAUAGCCUGGUUAUGAAAAUUGAACAGGCAGACCUGCGUUCAACAAUGAUCUGCUAUGCAAAAAAGCUGGACUCGUUGAAUUUUUUAAGGACAAGCCCCAAAAGGGAUAAAAAUAAGUUGGCUACUCGUGUUCCUAUAUAAGCAAAAGGAUCUGUUGCUUUAUUUUUCUCUUAAGGGAAAGCAAGUUUCUAGCCCUCAUGAGGAGGGAAGUAAUGAAAAUAGGUGAGGAGGUAUCUUGAGAAAGGUCAGAAACCUGCACCAGAUGCUUGGUGGAGGGUGUCUGUCUAUAGUAUGGUCAGGCAAUGGGCUGUGAGCGCUGCGCUCAGCUCUCCACUCUAGUCCCAAUAUUUCUGUGUCUUUUGGCUGCCUCUGUUCCCAUGCUAUCAUGCCUUCCUCCUGGAAAAGAUCCAAACCCAACCUUGUGAAGUCUUUUACAAAGCUGAAAAGAAGACAACACAAUUAUGCAAAACCAAAUAAAACGUGUGCCAGCG
Molecule: messenger RNA, 2375 nt
Organism: Eublepharis macularius
Lineage: Eukaryota; Metazoa; Chordata; Lepidosauria; Squamata; Eublepharidae
Gene: JOSD2
Product: Josephin domain containing 2
Exons: 5
Coding region: 233-799 (188 amino acids)
Biological process (GO): protein deubiquitination
Molecular function (GO): cysteine-type deubiquitinase activity
Source: RefSeq, a predicted model, not a curated record